AUGCCUGUGCGUCACCAGCAGGGCGAUCUGAUCGUUGAGGCGCACUCGCAAGAGCUACAUCCCUCACUCUUGGAGUUCUCUUCGAAUGACGGCCUUUACUCGGACGGCCCCGUCAAGUUGUUCAAAGGUGAUGACGUCCAGGUCACGAACUUGAUCACGCAGUUCAAUGGCAGGGAGGCCAAUUCGGGCUCCUGUCUGGCUUUCGCUCCCCGGAACAAGAACGGAGCUCAGGUAGGUAAUCACCAGGAGGCGACGAAAGGCGACUGGACGUCGGCAACGAAGGAUGACUUCGUCCAGCUGGAGCCUUGGGCGGUGCCCUGCGACAACACUUGGAUGAAGGACAAUUGGAACAAAUGGCAAGGCUACUCCUUCUACACGGGAACGGCCGCCGUCGAGAAGUGCCUGUCAGUCACGUUCAAGAUAGACAUCCAGCCCGUGGUCGCCUUCAUCGCCGGCAUUUCCAUCAAGCUUGUGCCGACGCUCUUCGACUUGAUCACCACCGUGUGUUGGCCGAACCAGAUGCCGGGUGGUCUGGACUUGUCCGUCCUGCGUUCUGAGCUGAAAACCGGCGGUCAUCUGCUGUUCAGCCGAACGCUGCGGCUUGCAAAGCGUUUCGGCUCUGACACGCGCUUCGUGAAGAAGAACCUCGGCACUGGCUACCAGACCUGGAGAUUCCCUCUUGGCAUCGCCAAAGGCGAGACCAGGCCUGCAUUCGCACCUAUGUCGCUUUUGGAGGGCAAUCGAAGCCAAAUUGAAGGCGGAGAGGGCGAGAAGCUCGAGACAGAGUCCUGGUAUUGGAAGACCGAGACGGAGGACCUCUACUUGGCAUCCGUCGACUACGAUGAUUCCAUGGAGGCGAACACGACCUGGGAGAUGCGCGGGGCGGAUGCAGCACGGCACUUGAGUGCAAUGCAGGAGGCUCAGGCGCAGGGCAAGGAGAACAUCAUCCAGCUCUUCAACUUGGAGAAGCCGGGAUUGUCGAACUUCCACAUCCAAGGCCUUCUCAAUGGCAACAGCCUUGAGUUGGGCCUCCAGAUGGGUUUCGGGCCUUACCAGAGCCCAAGUCGGAGAAUCCCUCUGGCCGACAUCGGGGUCCAGUUUGCUGUUAUCCUUGCAGCGGUCCCCUGGAUCUCGGUGGAAUCCAAGAAGACGGCGAUCGCUGCCUUGCGAGACUUCUCGACAGAGGACGCCGGGCGAGUCAAGGGACUUCCGCUGAGGCCAGGCUCCGUCAUUGCCCUGCACUGCACGCACAACAACCGCUACCUCUCCAUGGACUCGAAUCACAUUCAGGGCAGCCCGGAGGAGCGUCCCGAUGGGAUCAAGGAUUGGUGGAAUCACGAGCGCUUUACCGUGGUAGAUGCAGGGCACGGCAAGAUCGCGUUGCACAACGCGCACCACAACAAGUUCCUCAAAUCCUUCGGCAGUGGAGUAAGUCCUCAGAAAAAUGUGAACGAGCUUCCUCAUGAUUGGGGCGCAGAGAGAUGGAAUGUGGUGGAUGCCGGAAAUGGACAGAUUGCAUUGCAGGGCUCGUCGAAGGUCUUCCUCAGCGUCAACGAUGGCGGUGGGGCGGGCUUCACCGACCCUCAUGAUCAUCUGCCCGCAAGCUGGACGUGGGAGCGCUUCACGGUCGUGGCCGCUGAGGUGAAGCUGGUCCCUGGAUCAACAGUGGCUCUCUACAACACCCACCACCGAAAGUUCAUUGCCAUGAGAAGGAACCAUCUGGAAACCCGGCGGUUCCUCAGAAGGUGGUGA
Messenger RNA from Symbiodinium necroappetens, 1752 nucleotides. NCBI's taxonomy places the organism in Eukaryota, Dinophyceae, Suessiales, Symbiodiniaceae. The record is from the annotation of a GenBank genome assembly.